GUGUGUGCAAAAGCUCGGUUUCGGCGAUACCUAUAGGCAAUACUGCCUGCGUUUACACCCAGGGAGAGCAAAGCGUGGACCUGCAAAUGGCAAGUGUUAAGGAGGAGCUGCAAAGGCUACAGCCCACCGGGGAGCGAUGGACCGAGGGACGCGCACGGCAGGCACAAACGGCACUGACACAAGCCGGGCUGCGGAGCCGGAGGCAGCAGGCGCCGCCGCGCUCUGCCCAGUCCCCUCCCCCGGUGCCGCCGUGGGGUGGGACUCCCCGGCGGGCCGCUGCCUCCCGUCCUGCUCCCCCCACCCCCCCGCUGCUGCCCGGCGCCGGGGGUCGGUGCUGGGGCGGGCGUGCCGGGGGCGGCCGGGCUCCGCCACCCGACGGCGCGUCCCGGACGCUGCCCCGCAGCCGGCGGGCAGCGGCACCCCCGGGGGACGAUGCCCCGGCUCGGAGGGGGCUGGCCGGCGGCGCCGCGCCUCGUCCCGGCCGCCGCCGUCCUCCUGGGCGCCCUCUGCCUACCCGGGGCGCUGGCCUCCUCCUUGCUCACAGAAGUAUCCUGCUUUGCAUGGAGUACUCAUUAUUCUCCACACGUCAUCUGAGAAGAGAAAAAAACGUCCUUCUCUGCUACAACUGGGGCACAAAGAAAGUCUAGGAUCCGUUGCAAAAUGUGAAAAUGAAGGGGAAAUUCUGCAGAUACCAUUUAUCACAGACAACCCUUGUAUAAUGUGUGUUUGCCUGAAUAAGGAAGUGACAUGCAAAAGGGAGAAGUGUCCGAUGCUCUCCAAGGACUGUGCUCUCGUCAUUAAGCAGAGAGGAGCUUGCUGUGAGCGUUGCAAAGAUUGCAGUUUUGGAGGAAAUACGUACAACAGCUCUAUGAAAUGGCACCUCCCUAGCAAUCCCUGUGUUACAUACCAGUGCCAGGAAGGAGUGAUAGUAGAGUCGGAGGUACAGUGUGUUGUUCAUUGCAAAAACCCUUCCAAAUUCAUGGGGAUGUGUUGUCCUGUGUGCCCAGGUUGUAUAUUUGAAGGGAGACAUUACAAUGAAGGAGAAGAAUUUAGGCCUGAAGGAAACAAAUGUACCAAGUGCUCUUGUAUUGGUGGCAGGACACAGUGCAUCCAAGAAGUCUGCCCCAUUCUCUCAUGUCCCCAGCACCUCAGUCACAUUCCUGCUGGACAGUGUUGCCCCAAAUGCUUAGGACAGAGGAAAGUGUUUGACCUCCCAUUUGGAAGCUGCCUUUUUCACAGCAACGUGUAUGAUAACGGGUCCUCAUUUAUUUAUGAUAACUGCACAAUGUGUACGUGCAAGGAUUCAACAGUGAUAUGUAAGAAAAGGUGCUUACUUCCUGGUGAAUGCAAUAAAAAUAAAGACCAGUGCUGCAAGGAGUGUGUCUCAUAUAUCUCUCCUGAGGAAGUGAAAGUGUGCAAAUUUGGCAAUAAGAUCUUCCAGGAUGGAGAGAUGUGGUCUUCUGUGAACUGCACCAUCUGUGCUUGUGUGAAAGGCAAGACGGAGUGUCGCAAGAAACAGUGCAUUCCAGUCAGCAGCUGUCCUCAUGGUAAAAUCCUGAACAGAAAAGGAUGCUGUCCUAUUUGCACUGAAAAGCCUGGAGUUUGCACUGUAUUUGGAGAUCCUCACUACAACACUUUUGAUGGACGGACAUUUAACUUUCAGGGAACAUGUCAGUACGUUUUGACAAAAGACUGCUCCUCCUCUGCCUCGCCCUUUCAGGUGCUGGUAAAAAACGAUGCCCGUCGGACACGUUCUUUCUCCUGGACAAAGUCAGUGGACCUUGUGUUGGGCAGAAGCACUAUCAGCCUCCAGCAGCACCUCACAGUGAAGUGGAAUGGGACCCGCAUCUCACUACCUUGCGAGACACCGCAAUUUCAGAUCGAUUUGGAUGGUUAUUUGCUGAAAGUGACAACCAAAGCAGGUUUGGAAAUCUCAUGGGAUGGAGACAGUUUUGUGGAAGUCAUGGCUGCGCCACAUCUGAAAGGCAAACUCUGUGGUCUGUGUGGCAAUUACAAUGGGCACAAGCGAGAUGACCUGAUUGGAGGGGACGGGAACUUUAAGUUUGACGUGGAUGACUUUGCCGAAUCCUGGCGCGUGGAGUCCAACGAGUUCUGCAGCCGCCCGCAGAGAAAACCUGUGCCCGAGCUCUGUCAUGGGACGGUGAGGGUGAAACUCCGAGCUCACCGGGAAUGCCAGAAACUCAAAGCGUGGGAGUUUCAGAGCUGUCAUUCAACAGUGGAUUAUACCACAUUUUACCGGUCCUGUGUGACAGAUAUGUGCGAGUGUCCGGUCCAUAAAAACUGCUACUGCGAGUCAUUCCUGGCGUACGCCCGAGCCUGUCAGAGGGAAGGAUUGAAAGUCCAGUGGGUACCGGAGCAGAACUGUGCAGCAACCCAGUGUAAACAUGGUGCAGUUUAUGAUACCUGUGGUCCAGGAUGUGUCAAAACAUGUGACAACUGGAAUGAGAUUGGCCCAUGCAACAAGCCCUGCGUUGCAGGCUGCCACUGUCCGGCAAAUUUAGUUCUUCACAAAGGAAGAUGCAUCAAGCCAGUCCUGUGUCCACAGCGAUGACAUCAGUUCUCUUUCUGCAAACUCUAAUGCGGGUGGUCACAGACCCCUUUGAUGCUCACAGCCAGUGAAGGACUCCAGCUCUUUGUGUGCGGAUUCUGCAAAGUACACGUCUACUCACAGAGUGUAAAUAUGCUCCUGUGUGUGUAUUUAUGUGUGUUUAUGUAUACACACUUGGCACCUAGAAAGAUAUAUAAAUGUGUGCUGUGUGUAUGUAGAUACACAUAUCUAUACACAAGUGUCCUAAACGUAAGUAUAACCCAUAUAUUUAUAUAUAUGUCCACACACACAAAUAUACAUCAUUUCUAUAUAUCAUAGAAGGAUGAAUUAUUAUAUGUAUAUUUUUUGCUAUAAAGUUUAUGUAUUAUUAUUUCUAGGACCCUGAUCUGUAAGUCAUUGUAUAAAUAAACCAGGUGUUUUUAAUAUAAUAUAGUGGCAUGAAAAGAUUGGAUGACUUUGCCAUUGCAUAAGUUUGUUGUUUCCAGGGAAACUUUUCUAGGGCCAUAGCACUGCCAGACUGGAUUAGUUUCAACACAGAACCUGGAUUUACAGUUGUACAGGAAACACAUUUCUCUGGAGAUGGAGGAUUUAUCUAGGAAUAUUUCAUGCGUACCUUAGAGCUGCGUAGUGAUUGGUGACAGUGCUUAAUCAGGCAGAGAAAGCUGGGGAUCGGCUUUUAUGCUUUACUGAAAUAACUGUGCAAAAAGAUUUCCAAAGCUGGUUGGCCAACUGCCAGCAAAGAGAUAUUUCUUUCUGGAACGGCACCAAAGAGUCAGGGGCCAGAUUUUCAAAAGUGUUUGGCACCCAGCAGCUUGCUUUGAAAAUUUGACCACUUCCCAUUUCAUAUCCUAAUGCCCCGUCUCUGUUGUUGUGUUUGGCAGUAGCUGUGAAUACACAAUAAGGAGCUUGAAGAAAAUAUUCAUGUACAUAUUAGCCCCUUUAACUUGUUUGAAACUGCUGGGUUUGUUUCAUAUUUCCCCCAAAUAUUAUGCAGAAAGCAAAUCCCACUGUGAAUUGGUGUGUUUGAUUUCAGUGUGCCUUAAAACAUGAAAUAAUGCCGGGUUUAGUAACUCAUUUAAUUUAUCAGCAUGGUUUAGAAGAAAGACAAAUUCACCCUACCAAAAAACUAGUAAAGAAUGUCAAAUGCUAAUUGGAGAACUGCAAUUUAUUUCCUUACUGGUCUUUUGCUUGAGGUUUAUGAACAUGUGGGCUCUGUGAAGUUUGCAUGACUUUUGAAGUCUCCCAGGGGAGAAGCAAUAAUAUGGGAUUUCAUUAGAAACUGUUAAAAAAGCCAUACAACUUUCUCAAGCCUGAAGGGAGGGGGGGGCCUAUUUUUCUUCCACUGGAAAACGUCUUGUAGAGCCUGAUGGAACGGUCUCUGGAGAUGAUAGAAAUCUUUGGGCAUCUGAUUUAGUUUUAUAAUGAAGUAAUAUCCUCCCACACAGCUACUUCCAUUAUGCCUUGCAUUGAAAUUGCACAUUGUACUACUUUGAACAAUUUUCUCCUUUAAUUCUUCACUCUCCAGGAAGUUUCACAGGGUCUGAGUUUGCAGUAAGUGGGUGCAACACCCUUGGCUUAUCCAACCUGUCUGCGAUCCCAGCCUGUAGGAAGAUGCUGAGUGAGCCUGGUUAGCUUAGGCACCACACUAUCCAAAAUGCUGCACCACCAGUGUUAAAAAGAGCUGGGCAAAUAAUGCCAGGAGCAUUCCACAGAAGUUUGUCCAAAUCUUAAAUAAACUCAACUUGAUAUUUUUAUGUCCCCUUUGUGUUCAUUUUCUCGGAACAAUCAAAUAAUUCAGUUUUACUGGCAAAGAGCGUUUCGAAGCUGCAUACACAAGUGCACUGGGAAGCAGAAUUGCAAAUGUGCAGAUCCCAUCAGAGCAGGAAACUAGAAGAGUUUUAUGUGGCUCAUGUGAUAAUUGAAUGGCAAAGCUGAAAUUUAGGACAAUUGCAAUUGGUCCAAGGAGUUAAAACAUAAAAUGGCAGUCAUUAAAAUAAUUUAAAGCAUCAGUUAGACUGAAGAACAUUUCAUCCUGUGAGCUUUCAAUGCUGAGAUACAGGCUCUAAACCAUUAAAAAGGUUAUUUGCCCAGCUCUAGUUUAGGAUAGAUUUUCAUUACUGAUAGGUUUUCAUUACUUACUGCUCAGUGUUUCUAAAAUAAAAAUACAAAGUGAAUUGCGUACAUGAAUGGUGUAUAGAACUGUCCUUCCCUUUUCUUCUCCUGACUGACGAAGGUGAGUGAAAGGUGAAGGGAGAGCCCUCCGGCUCUCUCAGUCCACUGAUCUCAUUCAAGCAACGCUUAAUUAAUGCCAGGUGAAGAGGUGACUCAAUCUAUCUGUAGGAUGAACUCUAUUUUUAAAUCUUAAAUGGUUCAGUUUGAAACCUGACCCACAGGUCAUCUCAAAGUGAGGACUCAUUCCUCGGUCUAGCUUUUUCACAUCUGUCUAAUUAAGGGUAGCCUCCUACUUUUUGCUUUAGUGAUGUAGACUGAGGCAGAGAGGAAAGUGGUUUUACCUCUAAGCUGUCUGAUUGUGCCCUCAUGGUGCUGCAGAGCUUUUUCCUCUAAACUCCGCAGUUUUCAGGGCAACAGUAAGGGCUAUCAUCUGCUCAGUUCACAUGUAUAGUCUAAGGUAAAGGAGUUCUGCUUUUCUAGAAAUUGCCCCCAAGUUUCAACUUGACACGGGGUUUAUAUUCGUAUCUGUAGUUACCCUGUGCCGAACUGAGCUAUUCAGACCAGAUCAAUCCCAGCUGGGGCCAUCUCACUCCACUCUCCUGUUUGCCUCUCUUCUUCCAGAUUGUUCAAAAGUUGCCCAAUAACAUCAGUAACAGGACUACCACUGGCCUCAUAGAGUUUGGGUUGCAGCCCAUCUUCCUCCUUAGUGUGGGAUUCUUUCUAAUUCUGCUGUCUUGCCUCAUGAAAUAUUACCCCUCAGAUGCUAGAUCUGGAAAAUUCCUGCAUAUUGCUAGGGAUUUGUUUUUGACAAAAUUAACUGAUCCAUUUGAAGUAUGCUAAAUGUGUUUAGUAUGCAAUAAUGUGUUUUUAAUAAUAGCAUAAGGUUGAUAAUCCAUAUGGUAUAUUCACCACACAAAACUGAUGGUUGUGUAAGUUUUGGUCUUGAUUAUGCUUAUGUCAAUCUGCGCAUAUAACUUUGUGCCAAUUGGUAAGGUGAAAUAUAUUUGAAGGAGCAGAGGUUCCAACCAAAGAAUGAUCCAAAAGGAAAGUCUGAGAAACAUCUCUGUAAUCCAAUGGAUGGAAUCAAGGAAAGACCUGGAUCAAUAGCUUCACCAUUAACCUGCUAUGUGUUCCCUGGCAAGUCAUUUAAUAUUCGGUACUUCAUUGGGGAAAUGAGGCUCUGGGGUUAUACAUCUUUUUUAAGUUUAUGAAUAGAAAAUGUUCUAAAAUGCCAUUCAUCACCAGGGGAAUGUCAGCUGGUAUUUUACGAAUCUGCACAGGUCUGCUUUGUAUCAGGUUGUCCCGUAUCUCUCAUAUCAUCACUUCAAAGUCAGCUUUUAGUUGGCAUACAUGGAGGUCAAAUACAUUUAAUUCCUCCUCAUUUACUUUCAA
Messenger RNA from Grus americana (Whooping crane), 6133 nucleotides. RefSeq names its product BMP binding endothelial regulator (gene BMPER). The transcript is spliced from 18 exons. The coding region runs from base 137 to 2572 and encodes 811 amino acids. Gene Ontology annotation, molecular function: protein binding. The record is from RefSeq and is a predicted model, not a curated record. NCBI's taxonomy places the organism in Eukaryota, Metazoa, Chordata, Aves, Gruiformes, Gruidae.